AUUUUAUGUUAUAAACUAUACAAGAUAGAUUGUACUUUCAAUUUAUAACUAUAGUUAUUGAUUCUUUAAACUGAACCAGAAGACCAUUCUCGGAAAUGUCACUGCAAUGGAAUCAAGUUCAAGAUAUGCCUCCAUAUUACCUGUCAAAAUUAACUUCUACGUAUGCCGAUAUUUUCCCAAUACAAAUUAGGGAUUGUUUUUCCGUAUGGAUAGAAGAAAAACCAUGGAAUCAAAUUGAUGAAAACGUUGAAUGCCACAGGAAUGAUUAUGCCUUACCUCUGCUGAAAGAUCUCCUUCAACUUAUUCAAAAUAAAGCAAAAGUGAUUCCUGAAUUCAAAGAUUACCUAUUUAUUAUACAGAAUAAGUACAUCAACGAACCGCUGCAUUUUGUACGUGAUAUGAAGUUUUGUCUUAAUUAUGAAGAACAGUUGCUGGAAAAAUCCCGAAGUAAUAAAGCAACAACACCAGGCCAUGACGAACUUAUUGAAGGAAGCAUACUACAAAUAUCUGAGGAGUUUCAUAAUUUAAACUCGUGGGAUGCGGGAAUUGCUGGCGGUCUAAAAGAAUUGCAAAAGAAACAAGAAGAAUUUGUGAUAUUAUUCAGGGAACUACCAAUAGUUACCGCGCAUUUUAAAAAGGCCGAACAAGAUAUUAAGGAAAGAGUUAUUGAAGUGGAAAAUCUCAAUUCAGAAAUUUUAAGCCAAAGUGAAACAGACAAAAUUAUUGAACUCCAUCAGGAAGUUGAAAAAACUAAAUCUCGAAAAGAAUACAUAGUUCAACACUUGAGAGUAUGCAUACAACACAUCUGGGAUCUUGUAAAUAGCAUUGUACAGACACUGCAAAUAUCUGUCGAAGAAUUAAUGCAGGUUCAACAAACCUUUCUUGACAUGGAUCUUCCUAAAUGGAAACACAGACAACAGAUUGCAUGUAAUGGACUUCCAUUAGAUUCAUCCAUCUUACAGUCCCUCCAGAAAAAAUGUGAAAUGCUACAGACUUUAAUUGAUAAAAAUCUUCACGUCAUUCAAAAGCUAGAGGAAAUAGUAGAGCUCCUGCCACUAGAAAAACCUGAAAAUGUACCUACUACAACAACUGUGAAGCAACAACUAGCACAAUUAUUGGUCGAUUUGGUUUGCAGAACAUUCAUCGUUGAGCACCAGCCACCACAGGUUUUGAGAAAAGAUACUAAAUUUGAGGCAAGUGUUUCCUUCCUAGCUGGAAAGGCGUUAAAUGUACAGUCUCGGUUGCCAAAAGUGCAUGCCUACAUAUUGACUGAAGCACAAGCCCGGACUGUUCUAGCCAAGAAGUUUGAUAAGUCAACAAUGAAAACCCUUUUGAACAAUGAAUCAACCGUUGAGAUUCUUCCAUCAGGAAGAGUUCAUGCUAAGUUUAAAAACCUGGUUUUGAAGGACUUCAAACGAGAAUCAAGAAAGGGUGGUCAGAGAAUAGCUGAAGAAAAAUAUUGCCUACUCUUUGAUUCAAAAAUAAAAAUAGGAGAAUAUGACUUACAGACACCUCUUCGGGCAUUGUCAGUUCCUGUGAUAAUUACUAGUCAUGUUAAUCAGGAAUGUCAGGCUCUAGCAACAAUUUCAUGGGAUCAUCAAUUCUCUAGUCAGUCAAGACCUUUAUUUGAAGUGCCUUCAUCAGUGCCAUGGCAAGAGUUAGCGAACCUUCUGAAUGCAAAAUUUGAACACGAAGCAGGACGAGGACUAACUGAAGAUCAUCUUAAUUAUUUAGCUUCAAAACUCUUCGAACAAUCAUGUGAUUAUUCAAGUUGCCAUGUGACAUUUGAUAUGUUUUGUAAGGAUAACAUGAGGGAUGAUGAUUUCACUUUCUGGGACCUGUUUUAUAAUGCCAUGCGUCUAACAAAAGAUCAUUUAUAUGUCGCUUGGAAAAAAGGAAACAUUGAUGGUUUUAUCAGUAAAGCCAAGGCAGAGAUGUUUUUGAAUGAUUCUUCUCCUGGAAAUUUCAUCUGCCGUUUUAGUGCCUCACAGUUGGGAGGAGUUUCAAUUUCUGACCGCCGCGGCGAUGGUGUUCAUCACACUUCUCCGUUUACAUGUAAAGAUCUACAGAUUCGUUCUUUAUCGCUUCUCAUCAUGGACACACCAAAAUGGACACAUUUAUUCCCAAAUAAACCGAAGGAACAGGAACACAUUUUUGGGGGAAAUACUGAUGAUUCUCAGAAGACAGACGGAAAGUCCGAGUACGAAAAAUUUAUUUGGACUAUUAAAAUGAGUUCAUCGGAAGAUGAACAAGAAGAUAAAACUGAUCAGGAAUGUGAAGCUGCAUUAAUGGAACUCAUAGCUGACACCGAUUUAGAUAGAUUUAUAUCGGACAAUUAUGAGGAUGAGAUGAUACAUUAGUCUAUAAUUAUUGUUAUAUUAAAACAUACAAUGCUAAUUAAAAGUUUUAAAUUCUU
Messenger RNA from Mytilus californianus (California mussel), 2416 nucleotides. RefSeq names its product signal transducer and activator of transcription 5B-like. Gene Ontology annotation, biological process: cell surface receptor signaling pathway via JAK-STAT; defense response; regulation of transcription by RNA polymerase II. Bases 96 to 2360 code for a protein of 754 amino acids. The record is from RefSeq and is a predicted model, not a curated record. The transcript is spliced from 21 exons. Gene Ontology annotation, molecular function: DNA-binding transcription factor activity, RNA polymerase II-specific; RNA polymerase II cis-regulatory region sequence-specific DNA binding. NCBI's taxonomy places the organism in Eukaryota, Metazoa, Mollusca, Bivalvia, Mytilida, Mytilidae.